Messenger RNA from Pollicipes pollicipes, 1261 nucleotides. Its product is annotated as dimethyladenosine transferase 1, mitochondrial-like. The record is from RefSeq and is a predicted model, not a curated record. Gene Ontology annotation, molecular function: rRNA (adenine-N6,N6-)-dimethyltransferase activity; mitochondrial transcription factor activity. Gene Ontology annotation, cellular component: mitochondrial matrix. NCBI's taxonomy places the organism in Eukaryota, Metazoa, Arthropoda, Thecostraca, Pollicipedomorpha, Pollicipedidae. Gene Ontology annotation, biological process: transcription initiation at mitochondrial promoter; rRNA methylation.
CCGAGCGCAACGCUAGAAGGCUUCGUUCGGGGACUAAGUACGCCGGUGUGAGCUUAUGUGAGAUCAGGAUUGCGAGAGUCAGCGUUAAAAGAUUGCGCGAAGUGGGCACUGUUGCGCUGCUGACGGACCUCAGUGGCUAAACCGUGUGGUGUGGAAUAUUGUCCCGACGCCUUUAACGGGUGGACGGUUGAUUCAUUUUCGUGGAGCACUGCGUUUUCCGGCGUAAGUUGCGGGCUGUUGGUGUCGGGGAGCGCCCUCAGGGGGCACUCGAGCCCCGGGCUGUGGUCGCUCCUCUCGGAGGUGCGCUGCGGACUGCUCCGGCCCGAAUCAGCCAAUCAGCGCUGCCGGCCGCCACCGCGUCUCCGUCACCAUGGCAGCGCCGCGGCUGCCGCCGCUGCCGUCCGUUCGCGAUCUGCUGCGCCUGUACCGGCUGCGCGCCGUGCAGCAGCUGUCGCAGAACUUCCUGCUGGACGGCGGCACGUGCAGCCGUCUGGCACGUGCCGCCGGCCCGCUGCGCGACGCGCACGUGUGUGAGGUGGGGCCCGGCCCGGGCAGCGUCACCCGCGCCGUGCUGGCGCAGCGGCCGGCCUCGCUCACGCUCGUGGAGAAGGACACGCGCUUCCUGCCGGCGCUGCUGAUGCUGCGAGAGGCGGCCGCCCCCUGCCCGGUCAACAUUGUCGCCGGCGACGUGCUGCGCUACGACAUGUCAGCGACGUUCCCCGUGGAGCCGACGCCGUGGGAGCAGCCCUGCACGUCGGCCUACAUCAUCGGCAACCUGCCGUUCAGCAUCAGCACCCCGCUGGUGGUGCGCUGGCUGCGCGACAUUUCCCGCCGCGAGGGCGCCUGGCGCACGGGCCGCGUGCGGAUGGCACUCACCUUUCAGAAGGAGGUGGGCGAGCGGAUGGCGGCCGAGGCCGGCGACGAGCAGCGCUGCCGUCUGUCGGUGGUGGCGCAGGCCUUCUGCCACGUGCAGUACCGCUUCACCAUCGGCGGCCACGUGUUCACGCCGCGGCCGCGCGUGGACGCGGCCGCUGUGGUGCUGACCCCGCUGCGCCAGCCGCGCAUCCCGCUGCACUUCCGCACCGUGGAGAAGGUGGCCCGCUGCCUCUUCCACAUGCGCCAGAAGACGAUCGUGAGUGGGGCCGGGUGGCCGCGCUGCGCGGCGUGGCAGAUCCUGUACCCGGAGCCGGCGCGCAGCCAGCUGGCGCUGGACACGCUGGCGCUGGCCGACCUGGACGCCACCUGCCGGCCGUACCAGUGA